Carassius gibelio (silver crucian carp) is the source of this 4178-nucleotide messenger RNA. Its product is annotated as ras GTPase-activating protein 3. Gene Ontology annotation, molecular function: GTPase activator activity. Gene Ontology annotation, biological process: regulation of GTPase activity; intracellular signal transduction; negative regulation of Ras protein signal transduction. The transcript has 23 exons. The coding region runs from base 119 to 2620 and encodes 833 amino acids. The record is from RefSeq and is a predicted model, not a curated record. NCBI's taxonomy places the organism in Eukaryota, Metazoa, Chordata, Actinopteri, Cypriniformes, Cyprinidae.
ACGUUCGCCGCGCGCUGUUCAGUCCGGUGAGUCACCGUUCGCGCUGGAGUAACGUACCGAGAGAAAAACAGCGGCGGAUAAAGAACGGAACCCGGGGGAAAGAGCUGGAGCUGCGAGCAUGGCGGUCGAGGAGGAAGGUCUUCGGGUUUUCCAGAGUGUCAAAAUAAAAAUCGGUGAAGCCAAGAACAUUCCUCCCUAUCCGGGUCCGAAUAAGAUGCGGGAUUGUUACUGCACAGUCAACCUGGACCAGGAGGAAGUGUUCCGAACCAAAACCUUGGAGAAGUCCUUAUGUCCGUUCUACGGUGAGGACUUUUAUUGUGAAAUCCCGCGCAGUUUCCGUCAUCUGUCCUUCUACAUCUUUGACAGAGACGUGUUUAGGAGGGACUCCAGCAUCGGUAAAGUGGCUGUGAAGAAGGAAGACCUGCAGAAAUACCACGGUAAAGACCACUGGUUCCCGCUGCAGCCGGUGUGUGCAGACUCAGAGGUGCAGGGAAAGGUUCACCUGGAGCUGCGUCUCAGUGAGCUCAUCACAGACAGCGGAGUCGUCUGCCACAAGCUGGCCACACGGGUUCUGGAGUGUCAGGAUCUGCCGAUAGUGAAUAACCAGUGCGAUCCGUAUGCUGUCGUCUCGCUAUUCGGCCCCUCCAGGUCAGAAGCCAAGAAGACGAAGGUCAAACGGAAAAACAACAAUCCUCAGUUCGACGAGGUCUUCUUUUUUGAGGUGACCAAACCUCCGAGCUACACCAAACGCCAGUUUGACGUGGAAGAAGACGACGUGGAUAAGCUCGGGCUCAAGGUGGAUCUGUGGAACGCCAGCAAUCUGAAGUUCGGAGAUGAGUUUCUGGGAGAGGUGCGUGUGCCGCUGAAGAUGAUGGGACAGUCAGGGGUUCACGACGCAUGGUACUUCCUACAGCCCAGAAAUAACGGCAAUAAAUCAGUGAAGGCUGAUGAGUUGGGCUCGUUACGACUCAACAUCAUCUACACGGAGGACCAUGUGUUCCCCACGGAGCAUUAUAACCCCCUCCGAGACCUGCUGCUGCAGUCGGCACACCUCCAGCCCGUCUCGGCGUCCGCAGCUCAUAUCUUGGGCGAGGUGUGUCGUGAGAAGCAGGAGGCGGCCGUUCCUUUGGUGCGACUUUUCCUGCACUACGGCAAAAUCGUGCCUUUCCUCAGCGCCAUCGCCCACGCCGAGAUCAGCCGCACGCAGGAUCCCAACACCAUUUUCCGGGGAAACUCGCUGACGUCCAAAUGCAUCGAUGAGACCAUGAAGCUGGCGGGGAUGCAUUACCUGCGCGUCACGCUCAAACCCAUCAUCGAUGAGAUCUGCACGGACCACAAACCCUGUGAGAUCGACCCGGUCAAGCUGAAGGAGUCCGAGAACUUGGACACCAAUAGGGAGAACCUGCAUCAGUACGUGGACCGGAUCUUUAAUGUGAUCACCAGCUCGGGUGUGAGCUGCCCGACGGUCAUGUGUGACAUCUUCUUCUCGCUGAGAGAGUCUGCGGCGUCACGCUUCCAGGUUGACCCGGAUGUGCGGUACACAGCUGUCAGCAGUUUCAUCUUCCUCCGUUUCUUUGCUCCUGCCAUCCUCUCUCCGAACCUCUUCCACCUGCGUCCGCAUCACCCGGAUCCGUACACGUCUCGGACGCUCACACUCAUCUCCAAAACCAUCCAAACUCUGGGAAGCCUGGCCAAGUCCAAAUCUGCCAAUUUCAAAGAGUCCUACAUGGCUGCGUUCUACGACUACUUCAACGAGCAGAAGUACGCAGAUGCAGUGAAGAACUUCCUGGAUCUGAUCUCAUCCUCGGCCCGCUGGGAUCAGAAGAGCAUCGAGACGCCCAUCAUGCUGAAGGAAGGAUUCAUGAUCAAACGAGCUCAAGGGAGAAACCGCUUCGGUCUGAAGAACUUCAAGAAGAGAUGGUUCCGGCUGACCAACCACGAGUUCACCUACCACAGAACCAAAGGAGAAGGCCCUCUGUGCAGCAUCCCUAUUGAGAACAUCCUGGCUGUAGAGAGACUCGAGGAAGAGUCCUUCAAAAUGAAGAACAUGUUCCAGGUCAUCCAGCCAGAGAGGGCGCUCUACAUCCAGGCCAAUAACUGUGUGGAGGCGCGCGACUGGAUCAACAUCCUGACCAAAGUCAGUCAGUGUAACCGCAAGCGUCUGAGCACCUACCACCCGUCGGCGUUCCUCAACGGACACUGGCUCUGCUGCAAGCUGUGUGCGGACACGGCUCCGGGCUGCACGCCCUGCACGGGGGGACUUCCUGCUAACAUCCAGCUGGAUGUAGACGGAGACCGAGAGACGGAGCGGAUCUUCUCGCUCUACAGCACAUACAUGACCAAACUAGUCAAGAUGCAGGAGGCGUGUGGCAGUAAGUCUGUGUACGACGGUCCCGAGCAGGAGGAAUACUCCACGUUUGUGAUCGAUGACCCGCAGGAGACGUAUAAAACCCUGAGACUCGUCAUCUCAGCCGUGCAGACACUGGAGCAGCAGCACACGCAGUACAAACGAGACAAGUUCAGGAACACCAAGUACGGCAGCCAGGAACAUCCAAUCGGUGAUAAGAGCUUCCAGUGCUACACCCGCCAGCAGUCAGAAAGCUCCACCUACUCCAUCUGACCACGCCCACUGCAGACACCGCGCCGUCUCCACGGCAACAGACGCGUCUCAGACAGGAAGCUAAACCUCUGGUGUUUUCAUACGGUUUUAACCAAUCAGCAGCCGGCAUGCAGCUCCGUGGACGAUGUAGCUCUGACUCGCGGCACGGUUUGACGUUUGCUGAUGUUUUUAAGCUCGGAGACGAGCAGACGUCCUCUAGCGGUUGAUGUUUUAUUAACGGAGUAUUGGACCACGGGACAGACUCCACAAUCGUUUGGUUGGUGGAUGUGAGAGCUCCGUCCACACGCAUCCAGUAUUGGUGUCACGCCUGCAGAAGCAGCGCUGCAUUGUGGGAAAUGUGUGUCUUACAGCAUGCAGAUGUCCUCGUCCCAGACGUGUCCAGCAUGUGGUGACGCUGAUGGUUUGUGGGUCCAGUUGUGUUCAGAAUCACACUUGUGUUUUUAUACAUUCUCAUGUCACACUUCCUGUAAAUUCACUGAUAUCCUGCUCUGGUUACAGUGUGUGUGUGUGUGUGUGUGUGUGUGUGUGAGAAUCAGAAAUGAGGGCUCAUGUGUGUGUUUCAUUGAUUAAUUAUGAAUAAUAAUUCCCAGUUCAUCACAUCACACUUUACAGAGAUGUUUAAUACGGUUGUGAUUAUUUUGAUGCAUUUGAUGAAACCUGUCUUAGAUCAUGUCCUGCUCAGAUUUCACCCUUAAAUCAUAUUAUAGAUAAAUCAUAUAAUAUUGAAAAAUACUAAAUAUAUUUCUAAUAAUAAUUAAUAUGAUAUUAAUUAUAUAAAAAAAAACAUUAUAUACUAUAAAGAAAAAUAAUGUUAUGUAUCUGUAUGUAUUGUACAAGCAUUAAUACAUUUUCAAGUCAAACACAUUUAACCCCCAAAUUCACAUUAUUUAAAAAAAAUAAUUACUGUAAUGUACGGUAGACCAUUAAAAAUAAUGUAAAAGGUAUUUGUAUUUUAAUCCAACAGUUCAGACUUUUUUCCCAGGCUUGAGUUGAUGUCUCCCCCCUCUGUGUUUUUAUCUUGCAAUCUGUUUUUAUUUUUUUUGCAAUUUUGACUUUCUCAGAAUUGUGAAAUAAAAAGUAAUUUACUUUUUUACUGCUUUAUCCCGUGGCUGAAUCAAGCUUCUAUAGUAAAGUAAAAAAAACCCUGAUGCUUCAUCUUGUUCAUGGGGAGAAUCAUCAGAUUUUCUUCAGAUUUUGGGGUGAAACAUGAGCUGGAGAUUCCACGCUUGUAUUCUUCUGUUAGUACGGUGUUGUAUUUUUAACACAGUUCUUGUGUUUCUGUACGUAACUCAGUGAGGCAUGUUUCAGUGCGUAGAUGUUUUAAAACAGCCCUGUUUUCUUGCUCAAAUGAAUUACUAUUUAUUUUUAUAUCGCAGAAUAAUGUUUUUGUGGGAACAGUAAAUCAAACCAGAAGCGCACAGUAUGAAGUAUGCAAUAAUGUGAGCUGUGAGUAAUUGUGUGUUUGAUCUGUAAUUACUGAAGCAGAAGUGUGUGUACAGACCAGCCACUGAACCAGACACACGUCUCUCCUUUCUCCAAAUGAAGGCAAUAGCAAAGA